This is a messenger RNA of Saxophila tyrrhenica, 1146 nucleotides long. RefSeq names its product erg26, C-3 sterol dehydrogenase (gene ERG26). Gene Ontology annotation, molecular function: 3-beta-hydroxy-Delta5-steroid dehydrogenase (NAD+) activity. NCBI's taxonomy places the organism in Eukaryota, Fungi, Ascomycota, Dothideomycetes, Mycosphaerellales, Extremaceae. The transcript has a single exon. Gene Ontology annotation, biological process: steroid biosynthetic process. The coding region runs from base 1 to 1146 and encodes 381 amino acids. The record is from RefSeq and is a predicted model, not a curated record.
AUGGCCGACGAAAAGUUCAUACCGCUGGGCCACAUCGUUGUCACAGGCGGAUCCGGCUUCCUUGGAAAUCACAUCGUCUCCCUCCUCGCAUCGCGCAAGGCAUAUACGAAGCUCACCGUCCUCGACCUGAAGAAGCCCGCCGAACCUAUACCAGGUGUGAACUACCAAGAUGCCGACCUCACCAACUACGAUGCGCUCCUCUCCGUCUUCCAGAGUCUCAAGGCGGACGCCGUCGUGCACACCGCUAGCCCAAUCCAUUCUAUGGGGAACAAGGAGUUGAUGUACAAGGUCAAUGUUGAAGGAACCAAGAACGUAGUCAGAGCGUGUCAAGAGACUGGGGUGAAAGCAAUGGUUCACACAUCCACGGCCAGCGUGGUUCACGACACCAAGUCGGACCUGGUCAACGCGAACGAAGAAUACCCUCUCAUCAUGGGCAAGGACCAGCCUGAAUACUACACUGUCACCAAGGCUCAAGCAGAGAUCCACGUUCUUGCUUCCAACCGCACCAAGGAAUACCCAAAAUUCCUCACCGCUGCUCUUCGACCAUCAGCCAUGUUUGGCGAAGGCGACGUACAGCUCAUUCCACCGGGUCUCAGCGCAUACUACAAAGGGCAGACGAAAGUUCAAAUAGGCCAAAAUGACAACCUGUUUGACUUCACCAACAUCGUAAACGUUGCGCAUGCGCAUCACCUCGCGCUUGCGGCGCUAUUAGCGACGCGCGAACGCGAGGACAAAGGCGGCAGUGCUCCACUCGACCACGAGAAGGUUGACGGCGAAGCCUUCUUCAUCACCAACGACUCGCCGGUUUACUUCUUCGACUUUGCGCGCAGUGUUUGGGCCGCGGCAGGAGACAAGACGGAGCUCAAGCAGGUCUGGACGCUGAGCAAGGACGUCGGUCUGCUUAUCGCGACGCUAAUGGAGCUGGUGUUCUGGCUCUUCAGAAUGGGCAAGCCGAAUUUGACAAGGCAGCAGGUGCAGUAUACGUGCAUGACGCGGUACUUCAAUAUCGACAAGGCGAAGAGGAGGUUAGGGUACAUGCCUGUGGUGUCGAUGCAGGAAGGGGUAGACAAGGGCGUGAAAGAUGCGUUGUACAGGGGUGUGGUGCGAGGUCAGCCAAUGGACUUGAAGGGGAAGAAAAACCAAUAG